AUGGAGUGCACGCUAUCAGCUCCCAACUUCUCGCAGCCUCGGAGACCAACAACGUCAUUGGCUGGCGCAGAUGACCCGCUCAAGUCCAGGGCUAAUCCAGAUCUGCAGAAGAUAUUUCGUGCUGCGCUCUCCAGAGUACACAGAGCAACGAUGAGGUGCAGCAUUCAAGAGGAACAGACGGUACCGGAUAUCGCACCCUCCACAAUAAUUGACCGUGUCAAUUUCAUCCAUCGUCCCAUCCGGAGGGGCGUUCCAAGACAUUCCCGGGACGCCGCCACGCGAGCAGAUUUUCAUCCUGGGCCUUCAGGCGUAUGGAGACCACGGAAACCCGGAGCCGCCGACGACUUGGGCUCGCGUCAUGUGCUCCAUAUUUUUGUUAUCUUUUUGGUCGUUUCCUCCUCGCAGGUCCUCGGAUGCAAGCUCUGCUCCCAUACCUUGUGCUUGUCGCUAAAAAACAUGGCCAACUCCCGAACCUUCCGGCUUCCUUACAGCCUAGAGGUCGAGGUGGCGAUGGGCCAUGGAUUCCGAUUCAAUCUUCCACAUUAUGAUGAUUAA
Messenger RNA from Uncinocarpus reesii 1704, 555 nucleotides. RefSeq lists its product as uncharacterized. The coding region runs from base 1 to 555 and encodes 184 amino acids. The record is from RefSeq and is a predicted model, not a curated record. NCBI's taxonomy places the organism in Eukaryota, Fungi, Ascomycota, Eurotiomycetes, Onygenales, Onygenaceae. The transcript has 2 exons.